Messenger RNA from Papaver somniferum (opium poppy), 4148 nucleotides. RefSeq lists its product as uncharacterized. Bases 214 to 2604 code for a protein of 796 amino acids. The record is from RefSeq and is a predicted model, not a curated record. Lineage: Eukaryota; Viridiplantae; Streptophyta; Magnoliopsida; Ranunculales; Papaveraceae. The transcript is spliced from 5 exons.
UAGACCUUAUCUCGUCUUUCUCUCUCAUUCUCAUCUGAGAAACAUUUUCUUCUCAUUCUAUCUUAGAUUUUGAAGAUAAUCAAUGACACCUACUUGAGAGAAAUUUAUUAGGGUUGCGUAUUUACUAGUCAGGUUCUGAUUUCAGAGGAUUUAUGAAGGCUAAACAACUCAGAGCACAAUAUCAGAUCUCAAAUCUCCUGCUCUUACAUUAGAAUGUCAGGACGUCGUAUAAAUCCUCCUUGUAAAGAAUGGUUCACUGCACGUAAGGGUUCACCGAGGUUUAUUGAAGGUGUUAAAUCUUUCAUUCAAUUUACAGCUGACAGUCUUGGGGAAGAUAUAAAUCAAUUUCAUUGUACUUGCAUGAAAUGUCAGAAUUAUAAUAGUCGUCCAAAAACUCUUGAUGAAAUACAUGGGGAUAUUCUUGAUCAUGGGUUCGAUGUGACAUACCGAACGUGGAUCCAUCAUGGUGAGAAACCUCGUGAGAAUAAUUCCACUGUUAGAGCUUCCGCGUUACCCACUAAUAAUGUUGUGAGUGAAGCUUCUUUUCCGAGAAUGGUUGACUUGUUCUUAGACACACUAGGUCGCACUGAGCUUGGUAACCAUGAAAAUGGUGCUAUUGAUGAAGAUAGUUCAAAUGCUAAUGUUGAAGAUGAUUCUGGUGCUAAUGUAGAAGGUGGUGCUGGUGCUAGUGUUGAAGAUGGUGUCGAUGCCGAUUUCAGAAAGAGGAUGUUGGAUGCAUUACAACCCCUCUAUCCAGAUUGUGGUGGUGAACAUACAAAACUGUCGACAGUGAUUGAGCUUCUUAGUUUGAAAGCAAGGUAUCAGUGUUCCAAUGUUUUUUUUACAGAAUUAUUAAAAUUUAUGAAAACUAUUUUACCGGAAGGGAACACGUUACCAUCUACAUGUGCUAAAGCUAAGGGUAUGCUCAAGCCAUUUAACUUGCCGGUCGAGAUUAUCCAUGCUUGCUUUAAUGAUUGCAUACUUUAUCGAAAGGAGAAUGCUGAUUAUGAAGAGUGUCCUAAAUGUCAUGCAAGUAGAUGGAAAGUACCUCCUGAAGGAAGUGAUCCAAAUGCUAGAAAAGUGCCAGUGAAGAAACUAAGGUUUUUCCCAAUUACUGAAAGGUUACAGCGUUGGUAUGGUACUCCAUGGAUUGCUGAGCAGAUGUACUAUCACUCUAAUGUUGAAGAAAGUAUUACACACAUGCGACAUCCUGUGGAUUCUUCUUCUUGGAAGUCAAUUGAUAGGAAGUGGCCUGAGUUUGCUUCUGAGAAACGUAAUGUGCGUCUAGGAUUAGCCACUGAUGGUUUUAAUCCUUUUGGAAUGAUGACUACACACAGUACUUGGCCCGUCAUGGUUUUUCCUUUUAACCUUCCCCCAUCAGUAUGCACGUCAAACGAUUUUACACUGUUAUCACUACUUAUUCCUGGUCCAAGUGGUCCCAAUGGAAACAUUGAUGUUUAUUUGCAGCCCUUAAUUGAUGAGUUAAUUGAGUUAUGGUUAAAAGGAAAGCUAACGUAUGAUGCGCACACAAAGACUUCCUUUACAAUGAAAGCAAUUUUAAUGUGGUGUAUACAUGACUAUCCGGCUUAUGCGUAUAUGUCUGGUCUGCGAACAUCUGGAAAAUUUGGUUGUCCGGCAUGUGGUGAAGAUACUGAGGCUCUGAGGCUGAAAUGGGGUAAUAAGUUUGCAUACAUGGGUCAUAGAAGAUUUUUAAGAGAUCGGUCUCACCCUUACAGACGUGAAACCGACAAGUUCAAUGGAUUUAAGGAAGAUAGGGGUGCACCAAUUCGUUUGAGUGGCGUUGAAUUGUUUGAUAGGACAGCAACAGCAAACAAGGAAUUCGGGAAGAUGGUAAAGCGGUCACUAGUUGAUUCUCCGUAUUCGAAGAGAUCAAUUCUAUACAAUCUGCCAUAUUGGAAGUUUCUGCAACUUCUUCAUAAUGUGGAUGUGAUGCAUGUAGAAAAGAACUUUGCAGAGAAAAUGUUUGGGACUUUCAUGAACCACAAGGAUAAGUCUAAGGAUGGGGAUCCAGCACGCAAGGAUUUGGAACUGCUGAACUUAAAACCUGACUUGUGGUUGACGGAAACAAAUGGUAAAGUAGAACGCCCCCCAGCUCCUUAUUGCUUGCCUAAGAAUGAAAGAGAACUAGUCUGUAAAACUUUUAGCAAACUGAAAGUUCCUAUUGGUUAUAGUGGAAACUGGAAAAAGAAAGUGGAUAUGAAAGAGUUACAAUUUAAGUGUUUGAAGUCCCACGACUACCACAUGCUUAUGCAGGGUUUGAUGCCAAUUUUUCUAAUGUAUUGUUUCAAAGAUCAUAAGCUUUUGCGUGAGGCAAUACAUCAAUUGUCAUUGUUUUUCAAAGUUCUUUGUUCUAAGGUUAUUGAUCGUGAAGCGCUUCGUCUAAUGCACGAACGUAUUGUGGAGUCUUUAUGUGUGUUUGAGAUGUACUUCCCACCGGCUUUUUUUGUUACGAUGACUCAUCUUGUCGUACAUUUGGCCGAAGAGGCACUAACAUUGGGACCAGUUCAAUUUAGGUGGAUGUACCCUUUCGAGAGGUAUACUUCUUUAAUUGUUGAUACUUUCAGUUUCUUUAUUACUUUAUGAACUUAUAUAUACCUUACAUAUAUAUAAUUGUGUUACUAAUUGCAUGCGCAUGAUGAUGAGGACCUACAAGGUUUAUGGACGGAACAAAAACUAUAUUGAAGGGUCAAUAACUACACAAUAUGAGGUCGAUGAAGGAGCGCGCCAUUGGAUGGAGUUCAUUCCUGAGGGUAAGAAAAAGUAUUAUAAGUGUCAUAGAAAGAUAGCAUUGCACGGUGAGGUUUACGAAGGUCCAGAACCGCCUAAUUCACAAGGAAAAUCAUACCAAUUAACUUCCUUACAACAUCAACAAGUUCGUCUUUUGGUAUUGAUACAUUCAGAAGAAAAUACUGAAUGACAAGAGAAAUACAAGGCAUACAGUAAUACUUUUAACCGAAGAUCAAGGAGAAAGCGUCAGGAUUACAUUCCCUGGUUAAGAGAUCAACUUCUAGGCACUCCCAUGACAGAUUUUCAUAGGAUCGUACUUGGCCCUUCCUUCAAGACAGUUUCCUAUAGAGCGUAUUCGGUGAAUGGUUAUCUGUUUUAUACAGCAGAGGCAGAGCAAUAUAUGACUACACAAAACAGUGGAGUGACCAUGGAUGCCUUCACCAGCUUCAGAGUAAGCGCCAAAGAUACCAACUUGGUGGGCGAUGAUACUUCUUACUUUGGCAUUGUGAAAAAGAUACUUGAACUCGAUUAUGAAGAUUUCACAGAAGUUGUUUUUCUUUGUGAUUGGGUCCGGGUCGAAGACAAAAAAACUGGAUCAUAUGUGGAUGCAGAGACAAACUCGAGGUUCGUGAACUUCGAAAAGUUUAAGAGAAGCUCUAAAGAAGUUGACGAACCCUGCAUCCAUGCUUCUCAAGCUGCCCAAGUCUUUUAUUGUGCUGAUGAGACUAGAAAGCAUUGGCAUCUUGUAUUAGAAUCUCCCAAGAGAUCCGGCCUAAAGGUGAAUGCUUAUGAAGAUCCGUAUGUGUUUACUGCAUCCAUGAAUCAACCUUAUUUCUUCAACAUCUUUAGAUGACGACGAGUAUUGGAUGGAGAUUAGAGUGAAGGUGGUGCAGCUGUCUGGGUUCCUGCACCAGGGAGAGAGAUUUAUGGAAUACAGGCUGGUUCUUUCUACAACCUGCCUCAGGGACAACACACAGCAUUUUCUCCAUGUCAAACUGGGCAUCCAGCCUUUGCUGGGAUAUAUCAUCCAACACGGAAAAUGGGAGGAGCACCUGUUCACCCUCUGCUUCAGCAGUCUCAAACCAUGGAUGGAGCUGUUGAAAUGGUAGGACCUCCUGCAGGUGUUUAUCAGCAGCAGCCUCAAUGCACAUAGGUGAAUUGGACCAAUACUUACUGAAAUAGAAAGAAGUUUCGUUAUAUUUUUUGGAGUUCAGAAUGCUCAAGUAUAAUUAUAACUUAGAAUGGUGUGAAUUCAGUACCCAUGUAAAACUUUUCGUUGUUUUUGACCUAACUAUCAACUCGAUUAAUAUAAAUCGAGUUACUGUUGUAAACAUAUUUUGAAUUUGGAUUGAAUGGUGAAUGUUUCAAAUGAGCAUCUAUUAAAGUUCAGUUUAGUGAAU